GACAAAGUUGUAUUGCUCCCAUCCACCUUACAGCGGCCACAUCGUUUUGGACCUCGGACGCACUGCGCCGCAAUGGUCAGGUGAAAACAACACGACAAAAAGCCCCACAAUUCGUCAAUUUGGAAGCCACGAAAUGAAAUUCAUCUUCAUGGAAGUUGGAAUUGAUCCUUGUAGUCUACUGACACGUGGAAAUAGGUAAGGAAUCUUUCCGAAAACUAAUCAGAGAUUAAGAAAAGAAUUGGUAACCAUGAAUGGGCGGGGGGCAAAGUGAAGUACCUCGAUUUGAAGGAAUAUUUUGGAUACCUAUUUGAAAGCGACGAAGCUGCCCAGAAGACCAAAAUAUACCCUAACGGGAAGCUCGAGAGGGUUCAAGUACAUGACAAUGAUAGUUUCCCCAACAAGUGAAAUCUCGGUAUUUUGCGCCAAUGAAGUCGUUCUAAUCGCAAAGCGGUAGAUUAGCGUCGCCUCUUAAUUCCUAUGCAAAUAUCCCAUCGGACAUGUUGCCAGUCAGCGUGCUCGCGAUCGCCCUCGUCCUCGCCAUCGGCGCGCGGCCGCCGAGCGGCUCCAAGCGCGCCUUGGCCCGGCGCGCCGACGGCGAACUGUCCCGCCUCGCCGGUGAACCGUGCGCGGUCUCCGGCCACCGGAGCCCCGCGCAGCAGUCCCGACGCCGCCAUUCGGUGGCCGGUCCGAGGAGCGACCGGGGCGACCGGGCUCCGAAGCCGGGAAAGGAGGGACCUUUCCACGCGCAGCCUUGGCCCUUGUCGCGAAAAGAAGACGGCCAAAGUGGUCCACCGCGCGGCUCCAGGCUGGAGCGCAGCGCCCGCGACGAGGGGAACUCCGGCGCAGCUCCGAGUGGGCACCGAGUGAGUCCGCAGAUUCGACGCGACGAGGACGUCCUCGGAGAUGCGGAUUCUCCGUGGGGGGGACCCGUGCCAAAGGUGCCCCCUUCUUGGAUGACCAGCCUGUAUCUGAGCGGGCGCCGGGAGCGGCUUCGCCCGAAGCCGUCCGCGGGCCUGGAGCUGCCCAGGGACAAGUUCAGCCUGGAAUUAUGGGUGAAUCCGGAGGGCGGGCAGAGCAGCCCUGCAGUCCUCGCAGGCGUGUACGACAACUGUUCCCAUUCACUGAGUGAGAAGGGCUGGUCAGUCGGCAUUCGCACAAUGGACUCUGCAGGCACCAAGGACGCACGGUUCUACUUCACGCUUCGCACAGACCGAGCCUUGAAAUCGACCACUAUCCUUAACCACCAGCGGUACAGAGCCAAUACCUGGACUCACCUGAUUGCGACUUACAAUAGCCACAACAUGACCCUGUAUGUUGAUGGUGCCAAGGUGGGAGAAAGCAAUCUCCAGUCGGGAAAUCUCUACAGCCCCUUCAUGAAGACCUGUAGAACUUUCAUCCUGGGCAGUAACCAAAAAGCGCAGGGACAGGGCUUUCGAGGCCAUAUAGGAGGUGUCAUCUUGUGGGACCACGCCCUCUCCCAUGAGGACCUGCAGAUGCGAGCGCAACAGAAGACGGAGCCCCUUCUGGCUACGUGGGCUGACUUUAAAAAUGUGGAACAGAUAUGGGCUCCUUACAAAAUGGGAUUUCAUCCAGCUGUCAUCUCCACUCCUGUCCCUGAUUUAGAACUGGUCUCCUCCUUCUUGCCACCACCCUGUGGUCUUACACCCUGUGACAACACUGACGUAAUUUCUGGCUACAACAAUUACUGGCCGCUCCGUUCACCCAAACGAGUCCGCUACAGGAUUGUCAACCUUUCCAAUGACGAUAGCGGAAACCCCACUGUGUCUCAAGGCCAGAUUCGCCACCAACACCAGGCUCUGAGUGAUGCCUUUCGCCCUUACAAUAUCACCCUAGAGUUGACCGUAUACACGGUCAGAAACACGAGCCUCCGGCAGCGUUUUAUUCUUAGCAACUGUCGAAUUGGGAAAAUUGGGAACCGCCAUUGUGAUCCCGAGUGUGACCACCCAAAGACAGGCCAUGAUGGAGGGGACUGCCUCAGGCUUGGGCCCUGCUACACCUGGAAGAGACAGGAUGGAGUUUGUAACAUGGAAUGUAACAGUAUACACUACGACUAUGAUGAUGGAGACUGCUGCGACCCAGAAGUGACAGAUGUUCUCAAGACGUGUUUCGAUCCAGAGUCACCUGACAGGGCAUAUAUGAGUGUUAAAGAACUUAAAGAGGAGCUUCACCUGAGUGGCAAAGAUACCCUUAAUGUUUUCUUUGCCAGCAAUUCUGUACGAGAAGCGCUGGCAGGAGCUGCGACCUGGCCAUGGGCAAAGGAAGCGCUUACACAUCAAGGUGGAAUGGUGCUAAACCCAUCCUACUUCGGCACAAGCGGACAUCACAAUACGAUGAUCCAUGAAAUGGGCCACAUAUUUGGACUGUACCAUGUCUUCAAGGGGGUGAGCGAACGAGACUCCUGCGAUGACCCGUGUCAGGAAACCACCCCAUCCAUGGAAACAGGAGAUCUGUGUGCCGACACCGCACCAACGCCCAAAUCCAAAGCCUGCCGUGAUCCUGGAGCUGUUAAUGAUACAUGUGGCGUCACCAUGUAUCAGGACACCCCUUAUAACAAUUACAUGAGUUACACAGAUGACAACUGCACCAAUCAUUUUACUCCCAACCAAGUAGCCAGGAUGCACUGUUAUCUUGACUUGGUCUAUCAGAACUGGUUGAUGGAACGUUUACCUGGUACCAUCCCAGUGCCAGCAAUGGUGACUGACCAGAGUCCAGAUUCUGUCUCUAUUUAUUGGCUAGCGCCAUUAACGGGGCCACUCUAUCAAAGCUCCUCCUCCAACUUGUCUGCUGUCAACUGUGGGGAAUGUGAGAAAGAUGGUGUUUUCCACCAGUAUGCCUAUGAGGCGGCCUCAUCUCGCAUCUGUGACACGUCUGGCUACUGGGCACCUGACGAGGCGAUUGGCACACCUGAUGUUGAGCAGCCAUGUGAGCCUAGUCUCCAAGCGUGGAGUCCUGAUCUCAACCUUUAUGAUGCUAAUGUGACAUCACCAUGUCCUGAGACGGAGGGCUGUACCCUCACACUGAAAUUUCUCCACCCCAUUGUCCCACACACUCUUACCCUCUGGAUAACAUACAUCUCAACAAAUAAUCCUGCCAUUGCUGACAUAGAGCUGAUAAUAGACACAGGUAAAACCUUGAACCUUGGACCACAGCACGUCUUCUGUGACAUGCCCUUCACCCUGCGCCUCGAUACCAACAAUGUUGCCAUCAGUGCCAUAAAGCUCUGCACCUUUGAUGAGAAGAUGGAGAUUGAUGCUGCAAUGUUGUCUUCUGGCCCCGGUAGUCGUCUCUGCUCUGACUGUCGCCCUUUGCUGUAUCGGAUUCACCGGCGGCCACCUUUCACCAGCAAAUUGCCAUCACCUCAGACCCAGCAGACGUUCACGGACAGAACUGUAAAAACGGGAGAAAGCUAUGAGUACAUGAUCCAGGUGGAGAUUGGUGGUCUUCUCAGCAAUUUCUCCCCAUCCCUUUUUUACACACACGGGCAGCCCUACUGCGGAGACGGUGUCAUUCGUGGGACAGAAGAAUGUGACAAUGGCAAUUUGUUGGAUGGUGAUGGCUGCUCCAAGAAAUGUCACAAGGAGAAGGGCUUCAACUGCAUCGGUGAACCCAGCCAAUGUUAUGUUUUUGAUGGGGACGGCGUGUGCGAAGAUUUUGAACGGGUUUCCAGUGUUCAGGACUGUGGUUAUUUUACACCUUUGGGUUACACAGACCAGUGGGCAUCUACUGCUACAGCUUCGCAUCAGGACCCUGACCACUGUCCCGCCCAUGCUGCCACUGGUGAACCAUCAUUUCAAAAACUUUGUAGGUACCAGUACAUGGAUGUGAGUGAAAAACUGCCCACUGAUGCAUGGUUCCCUUGCACAACUCAUUCUGACCAAAGUAAUGAUGUAGAACAUCCUUUUUGGCUAAAGGUAGGAUUUGUCCAUUCCGGCGUGGCAGCCUCUGUCUUGGUGUAUCUGGCUUCUGAUGGGUCAUGGAGCGGGGACCACUGUCAGAGGACUGCGACAAUCCUGCUUUGUGAUACUAUUGGAAAGAAUCAUUCAUUAGGCACCCAUAACCUCUCAUGCCAUCGGAACCCGUUGGUGGUUAACGUGACCCAUGACCUCUCUCAGCCUUUCUUCCUCACCUCAUCUGUUAUCCUCCUCUUCUCCUCCUCAUCUGUGGCAAUCGGGGGCAUAGCCCUGAGGACAUCCUGCCACUUCAGCACCUUCGCCGUGACCGGCUGUUUGAGGCAAACAUGUCAGAUGGACAGCUGCAGCCUCCCUCAGAUUGAGCACGCCUCUGUCAGGUGUGUAGGAGGUGGGCAGUCGUCUCACUGCUCUGUUCAGUGUCACUCUGGUUUCAGCCUCACUCCACUUAACGGAAGGGAAAUCCCACCACACCAGCGCAUGACGGAGAUCGAGUGUUUUCAUGGCUUAUGGAAUCGUGCAGUUACUUGUCAGCCUGUAGACUGUGGCCUGCCAGAUCAGUCUCAUGUCUACCAUGCCAUAUUCAGUUGUCCCUUGGGAACAACCUAUGGAAAACAAUGCUCCUUUACUUGUGGAUCACCGGCCAUUCUUCAAGGUGACAGUGACAGGUUGGUAUGUUUGGAGGAUGGUCUGUGGUCUUUUCCAGAGGCCUACUGUAAGAUCGAGUGCCUGGAGGUUCCAAACAUACCCAACGCUAAGCUGCUAACGACAGAGUGCCUGUCCUCAAGCCAUGAUGUUGGCUCCACCUGCCGUUUCAAAUGCAACCCAGGCUUCUUUGUAUUGGGGAGUCUGAAAAAGAAGACACCGCGGAAAUACUUCAAAUCUGAGUGCCUACAGGCAGGGCAGUGGGAGGAUGCCUCAUGUGAGCCCGUAGCUUGCCCAGCCUUACCUGAUGUUUUCCAGGGCAUGUAUAGUUGCACCAAUGGCCUCUACUAUGAGACGCUCUGUACCCUGCAGUGUCCAGAUGCAAAAGAAAAUAGUGUGAUUCGCUGCACAAAGGAUGGUGAAUGGACUGCCCAGUUUACCAUGUGCUCCAAGCUCCAAGGAUCCUGCUCUUCUCCCACUGAUCAGAACUCUGUAGUGUAUAGCUGUGUCGAGGGCAUGGAUAUUGGUGCUGUUUGUUACCCUGCAUGUGUUUUGACUCCAGACAUGGAUCUUCAUGACCCAGUGGUUCUGGCCAAUGUCUCCACAGUUGGCUCUUUAAAACACUGGAUGCUUCCCAUCAAAGUUCAGAUGGUUGUCUGCACAGGGAUGAUGAAGUGGUACCCAGCCCCUGAAAACAUUCAUUGCAUUCAGGCUUGUGAGCCUUUCGGUGGGGAUGGCUGGUGUGACACCCUCAACAAUCGAGCCUAUUGCCAGUAUGACGGAGGAGAUUGCUGCCCUUCCACACUAUCGUCGAGAAAGGUCAUUCAGUUUGGGGCAGACUGCAAUCAGGAUGAGUGCUCUUGCCGCGAUCCGGAUGCCAAGGAGAAUAAGAGCAAAGCCGGAGCCCCGCAGGGGGGAGGAGGAAUCCCUUAAGAUAGAGGAGUGAAAGAAAGUGGUGUAACAUAAGUUCAACUGUAGAUACUAUACACAAUAGAUAAACAUAUUACCUUAUCAUGCGGACAAAGGUUUGGAAGGCAAAUACAUUGUUUUGAACAAGGUUAUAGUGCUAAUUCAAACUGCCAUUGCCAAAUAGCGCAUUGGGAAAUAAAACAAUAUAUGAAUCAAAUAGAGCAUUUUAAUGUGUAAUGAGUUUAAUGGGUACGAGGAAUUGGUGGUGAAGUAAUCCGCAUGAUAUAUGUAUGAGGUUUGCUGCUGCUAUUAUGUGUCAUCUAAUGAUCAGAAAUGAUCACAAUGGUUUUAGCUCAACCCAGGACGUAUUUCCAUUACAUUUAGACAUCUCAAUGGCUCCGUUAAGACUAAUGUGCAUUGGUUAAAACAGUACAUGUCUCAACUACAUAUCUACGAGCUGACAUGUUCACAUUUAAAAGAAACAAUGGGCGUAUAGAAUCGUAGUCAUAUAAUACAUAUUUUACAUUUCCAUGGAACUAAUGCUUCUGCUAUUGUGCAGAUGUGACUGUUAAGUCCAGCCUCAAACAAACGCCGACGACAGUGUAAACACAACCGUGUAAAAAAUAACUGCUCGAAAAUAUUGUGGAUUUCCUUCGUGGCAGUUGAAGCUGAAAAAUGAAACCUACAUAUCAAUUGGAGCAAAACACCCGCGCACCGUGACACAAAUGCAAGAAAGCUUUCAGGAAAAAGGAAAUAACGUCUCCAAGUAUUGUAUCCAAACUAGAGGAAGUGUAACUGUGUUCAUUAUUUGACAGUACUUUAUAAUCUGUGUUGAAUAAAUAGA
Phycodurus eques (leafy seadragon) is the source of this 6327-nucleotide messenger RNA. RefSeq names its product pappalysin 2 (gene pappa2). The record is from RefSeq and is a predicted model, not a curated record. Gene Ontology annotation, molecular function: metallopeptidase activity. NCBI's taxonomy places the organism in Eukaryota, Metazoa, Chordata, Actinopteri, Syngnathiformes, Syngnathidae.